GUUUUUACACGGCGUUAUAACGGCAAAAGAACGAUGCUUCUCUUUUUGGUUCAAGACACAGGACGAGGAUGAAAUAUGCUAGAUACCAGCAAGGAAGAAAAGAUGUCACAUCCAGACUGGGCCACAACGUCACCCCACGACUUGCCAGCCAGCUAGGGCAGAGGCUGGAGGGUCCUUAUUUUGCGACAUCAACCCACACCCUCUCGUCGUACGAGUCCAUCAUGCGGCCGCCGUACUUGCGCACCCAUCCCUUAAUGCCGCCUUUAAGGAUGACGGAUUGGAUUUCUGUUUCGCCGACAUCGUCGAAGUAGUCCUGUAACCAAUUCGCCGACCGAGGACCACGGC
Molecule: messenger RNA, 345 nt
Organism: Colletotrichum destructivum
Lineage: Eukaryota; Fungi; Ascomycota; Sordariomycetes; Glomerellales; Glomerellaceae
Exons: 1
Coding region: 69-311 (80 amino acids)
Source: RefSeq, a predicted model, not a curated record